GGCCUUGGCCUAACAUUAUGGCUACGUUAGGUGAAGAUGCGUUUGACUAUAUUUACUCACCGUAUAAUCCCUACUCUUACCAAUAUUUGAGCAGCCGACCGAAAGCUUCGAGUUGGAGACCGAGGAGUUACUUGAACAACUAUGGUGACCCUGGGGAAUAUUUUGAUAACUAUCAGAGGGCGCAGCUCAAAGCAAUAUUAUCCCAGGUGAACCCAAACCUAACACCACGGGUGAGAAAAGCCAACACCAAAGACGUUGGAGUCCAGGUUAACCCCAAAACUGAUGCGUCUGUGCAGUGUUCGCUGGGCCCCAGGACCCUGAUGAUGACGACCAUGAGGCAGAGGCGGCGGGCUCCUCCGAAUCAAGUGCAGGGUAGCCCGGCCAGUAUGCCCAGGAAUGUGCGGUUCCGGAGGACUAUGGCCAUCUACUCCCCGAUUGUAUCCCCCAACCUCAACAGCUUCGUAUACAGGGGAGAGCAGCGGGAGGCUGGCAAACAGGGCCCCCAGGAGGCACCCGCGAAACCACAGCAGGAAGAGGAAGACAGACCCGAAGGAGUGAAACAAGAGGACGCCGUCCAGGAGGAAUCGGCCCUGGAGCAAGGUUCGAAGCCUGAAGAGAAAGGAGGUGAACCCACCGACGGCCUGGCCCUUCCAGCCGAGGAACCGCCUGAAGCUCCAGUAGAAAGUGAGAACGAGCCGGAAGCUGGAAACGCGGUCACUAAAACCAGCAAAAACGAAAAGCGCUUGAGAUUUCAGUUUCUGGAGCAGAAAUAUGGAUACUUUCACUGUAAAGAGUGCAACGCCCGCUGGGAGAGUGCAUACGUCUGGUGUGUACAAGGUACUAACAAGGUACUCAUCGGUCAAUGCAGGCACACUGCAUGGUUUACACUUCCUCAAAAUUGAUAGCGUGCAAGAAUGUGAACACCCUCUGGAAGAGUCGGAUCUGCCCAAUAGUAGUUUAAAAACAAAUGUGCAAUAGUCAUCCUGUUCACAGCAAAGGAAGGGUAAAUGCAACACUGUUUACACCCUAAUUUUCUAUUGGUUGUUUCUUCAUUUACAGUGCUGUACAAUGGUAGAAAAUGAAACAGAGUACUUGAAUCAGUUUAUUUUGCUAAUUAGUUAGUUGACAGACAAACAGAUCAUUCCAGACAGGAACGAAGACCGAAAUAACUCUG
Messenger RNA from Stegostoma tigrinum, 1174 nucleotides. It is a transcript of the gene zar1, whose product is annotated as zygote arrest 1. Gene Ontology annotation, cellular component: cytoplasm. NCBI's taxonomy places the organism in Eukaryota, Metazoa, Chordata, Chondrichthyes, Orectolobiformes, Stegostomatidae. The transcript has 3 exons. The coding region runs from base 18 to 902 and encodes 294 amino acids. Gene Ontology annotation, molecular function: mRNA base-pairing post-transcriptional repressor activity. The record is from RefSeq and is a predicted model, not a curated record. Gene Ontology annotation, biological process: translation.